Messenger RNA from Macadamia integrifolia, 642 nucleotides. RefSeq names its product chalcone synthase-like. The annotation marks the transcript as partial. The transcript has a single exon. Gene Ontology annotation, molecular function: acyltransferase activity, transferring groups other than amino-acyl groups. The record is from RefSeq and is a predicted model, not a curated record. Lineage: Eukaryota; Viridiplantae; Streptophyta; Magnoliopsida; Proteales; Proteaceae. Gene Ontology annotation, biological process: polyketide biosynthetic process.
CUUGCAGAGAACAACAAAGGUGCUCGUGUUCUUGUAGUUUGUUGUGAGAUCACUGCUUUGAUCUUCCGUGGCCCAAGUGACACUCACUUUGAUAGUCUAGUGGGUCAAGCUCUUUUGGGAGACGGAGCAGCUGCACUUAUAGUUGGAGCUGACCCAUUGCCUGGUGUAGAGAAGCCCUUGUUCGAGCUGGUCUCGGCAGCCCAAACCAUUCUUCCUGACACUGAAGGUGCCGCUGAUGUACAUUUGAGAGAGGCUGGGGCUACGUUCCACCUCCGCAAGGACGUUCCUAUCAUCGUCUCUAACAACAUUGAGAAGAGCCUGGUAGAGGCAUUUGAGCCUCUUGGCAUCUCUGACUGGAACUCAAUUUUCUGGAUUGCCCACCCGGGUGGACCAGCAAUUUUGGACCAGCUCGAGGAAAAGUUAACCCUUAAACCUGGGAAGCUACGCGCCACAAGGCACAUACUCAGUGAGUAUGGUAACUUGGCCAGUGUUUGUGUGCUGUUCAUUUUGGAUGAGAUAAGGAAGAAGUCCGCCGAAGAAGGGCUGAAGACCACCGGUGAAGGGCUUGAGUGGGGUGUUCUCUUUGGGUUUGGACCUGGUUUUACUGUUGAGACCAUAGUACUCCACAGUAUUGCUACAUAG